UACGCACGCAUUUUGAUGUAUGGCGGAAGCGGAGGAGCUUUGAUUGACACACUUCUUCUCACUUGCGCUGUUUCAUCCAUGGCCGUCUACGAGUACUGGUGCCCUUUCGCGGCGGAGGACGACGACGUCGUCGAGUGGUUCGAGCGGGUGGCGGAGGACGCCGGCGUCGCGCAGGCGGAGACGCUCCGCCGCAUCCUGGUGGCCAACCUCGGCGCGGAGUACCUGCAGCGGUGGCUCGGCGCGCUCCCCGCCGACGUCGGAGACAUGAGCGCCCGAGAGCUGGAGGCGCUCUUCGUCUCCGCCGUUCCCCUCGCUUCUCAUGCUGACUUCGAGCCGUACAUCCGCCGCAUCGCCGCCGGCGACGCGGCGCCGCUGCUCACGCGCCGACCCAUCACUAUGCUCUCGCUCAGCUCAGGAACUACAGACGGCAGGCCGAAGUACGUGCCGUUCACGCGCUUCAGCUCUCAAUCGACGCUUUACAUCUUUAGAUUGGCGGCCGCUUACAGAUCGAGGAUUUUCCCGAUAAAGUCCGGCGGAAGAAUUUUGGAGUUCAUCUACAGCAGCAAGCAGUUCCGCACGGCCGGCGGAGGCCUCCUCGCCGGAACGGCGACGAGCCACUACUUCGCCAGCGACGAGUUCCUCAAGAAGCAGAGCGCCACCAAGUGCUUCACCUGCUCCCCCUACGAAGUCAUCGCCGGCGACGACUACCACCAGUCCACCUACUGCCACCUCCUCUUUGGCCUCCUCCAUCGCCACGACGUCGAGUUCGUCGCCUCCACCUUCGCCUACAGCCUCGUGCAGGCCUUCGCCGCCUUCGAGGCCGCGUGGGAGGAGCUCUGUUCCGACAUCGAACAGGGGAAUCUAAGCGUCAAAAUUACCUCGCCGGAGAUGAGGAAAGCUGUCACAGAGCAUCUCCGGCGACCGGAGCCGGCUCUCGCGUCGGAAAUUAGGAAGAAAUGUGAGAAAUUGAAGGGAUCGAGUUGGUUUGGAGUGAUCCCGGAGCUGUGGCCCAACGCGAAAUACGUGUACGCCAUCAUGACGGGCUCGAUGAUGCCGUACACGAAGAAGCUGAAGCAUUACGCCGGCGGCGAGGCGGUGCCGCUGGUCUCCGCAGAGUACGGCUCCACCGAGAGUUGGAUCGGGGCGAACCUUGAGCCGCUUAGCCCACCGGAAAAAGUGACCUUUACGGUGAUCCCCACCUUCGCUUACUUCGAGUUCAUCCCCGUUCUCCGGGAACGGGAUAAAAAUGCCAUCUUGGAAGCAGAGCAACCAGUGCCUCUCUCCGGCGUGGUGGUCGGCCAGCAGGACGAGAUCGUCCUCACCACCUUCACCGGGCUUUACCGCUACAGGCUCGGGGACGUUGUGGAGGUCGCCGGGUUCCACAAGGGCUUGCCACGGCUUUCGUUCGUCUGCCGGAAAAAUCUCAUCUUGACGGUGAACAUCGACAAGAACACGGAGCGGGACCUCCAGGCGGCAGUGGAGACGGCGGCGGGCUUGCUGGCGGAGACUGCCGCGGAGCUGGUGGACUUCACAAGCCACGCGAACAUCGCCGCCGGCGGGGAAUUCUCCGGGCACUACGUGGUGUACUGGGAGCUGAAGGGGGAGGCGGCGGAGGAGGUGCUGAAAGAGUGCUGCGCUGCCAUGGACGCCGCCUUCGCGGACGAAGGGUACGUGGUGUCAAGGAGCACGAGGUCGAUCGGGCCGCUGGAGCUGAGGCUCGUCUCCGCCGGGACCUUCCAGCAGAUAAUGGAGCACUUCGUCGGCAACGGCGCGGCGGUGAGCCAGUUCAAGACGCCGAGGUGCACCGCCAACGAGGCGGUGCUCCGAUUGCUCGAUCGACGCACCGUGCGGCGAUUCUGGAGCACCGCCUAUGGAUGAAUCGAUCAGCAAGAUCGCAUUUUGAUCAUCGAAUUCGAUCAAAGAUUAAAUUUUUCUUGGUUUCUUGAUCUUGAUCUUGAUCUUGAUCGAGGAAGAUUGAUCAUAAUCAAUCAUUUCCUGUUUAGGAUAUACCUCAAUAAAACAGUGAACUCAAAUAUUAGACCUAACUUCGAUGGCACAACAAAUUAAUUGGGCACGAGAAGUUUGUUAUAUCCCCCUUGCAAAAAAACUGCUUCUUUGGAUUU
Molecule: messenger RNA, 2123 nt
Organism: Zingiber officinale
Lineage: Eukaryota; Viridiplantae; Streptophyta; Magnoliopsida; Zingiberales; Zingiberaceae
Product: indole-3-acetic acid-amido synthetase GH3.10-like
Exons: 3
Coding region: 16-1878 (620 amino acids)
Cellular component (GO): cytoplasm
Molecular function (GO): acid-amino acid ligase activity
Source: RefSeq, a predicted model, not a curated record